Monopterus albus (swamp eel) is the source of this 411-nucleotide messenger RNA. Its product is annotated as nectin-1-like. Lineage: Eukaryota; Metazoa; Chordata; Actinopteri; Synbranchiformes; Synbranchidae. The record is from RefSeq and is a predicted model, not a curated record. The transcript is spliced from 3 exons. Gene Ontology annotation, cellular component: adherens junction. Gene Ontology annotation, biological process: heterophilic cell-cell adhesion; homophilic cell-cell adhesion. Bases 28 to 411 code for a protein of 127 amino acids.
GACCCAUGAGGUGUACAGGUCCUCCACAUGAUUCACAAAUCUCUCCAGGUUAUUGGAGAAAACAGGGUGGUGGUGCAAGGAGGGACUGUUACCUUACCCUGCAAACUCAUUGACACCACGGAGGACAUCACCCAGAUUUCAUGGCAGAGGAAGACCAGAGGAAAACCUCAGAAUGACAAUUUCUUUACUAUCCUGCCCAAAAAUGGUCCACAGUUUGUCAAUGGAAAAGAUGACCGAUUUAAAUUCAUUGGGAGCAUUAAGGACAACAAUGGAACUCUCCAGAUAUCUGAUGUCACAUUGCUGGACGAAGGCGUCUACACAUGCAUCUUCACUUUGUUCCCCAGUGGAAAUCACAAGAGAGAGAUACUUCUGGACUUGAUUGUGCCUCCAGUAACAAGCAUCACAGAUUAA